CCGCCACAAUGCGAAUUUCAAUCUACUUUCACUAAAAUCCAAUUUUUUUUUUUUUUAAGUUGAUACCGCAAACACUUCAACAAGGUAAAAAACAACUCGCUGCUAACCGACUCAGUCCGAGUCUCAAGCGAUUCUUCGUUUUCUUACCCUCCUGACUCGAUGAAAGGCGGUCAAACCAAAUCCGAAGCGACGAGCACCGAUCAAAGACGCAAAACCAGAGGAAGGAAGAAGAAGACGACGACCAAGGACCCAAACAAACCUAAGAGACCUCCAAGUGCCUUCUUCGUCUUCCUAGAUGAUUUCCGACGGGAGUUCAACGAGGCGAACCCUAAUAACAAGUCCGUCGCCGCCGUUGGUAAGGCUGCUGGAGCUAAGUGGAAGUCUAUGAGUGAGGAAGAGAAAGCUCCUUACGCUUCCAAGGCAGAGAGCAGGAAGAGUGAGUAUCUCAAGAGUAUGCAACAGUACAACAUGAAUCUGGCUAGUGGCACCAAUAGAGGUGAAGAUGAUGAAUCCAAGUCUGAAGUGGAUGAAGCUGGAGGAAGCAACGAGGAGGAAGAAGACGAGGAUUAAGGAGUCUACUAGUUAUUAUUUCCAUUGACUGACUCAGAUUUGAGGAUUUGCUUAGAUGAUGUGACCUUCAACUGAAAACAACUGGUUUAUGUUCUGUGUGUUUGUUAUAUUAAGAAACUCAUUUGCUACUCUUCCUAGUGUUUUAGAUCAGUUGUGAUAAUGAUAUGGAUUUAGUUUAAGCUUUUCAUUUCUACUUAUGGUAUCGUUGACUUCUCUUUGACUUUUUUCAACUUGUUGUGCUCUCUCC
Messenger RNA from Brassica napus (rape), 817 nucleotides. Its product is annotated as high mobility group B protein 4. The transcript has 7 exons. Lineage: Eukaryota; Viridiplantae; Streptophyta; Magnoliopsida; Brassicales; Brassicaceae. Bases 160 to 570 code for a protein of 136 amino acids. The record is from RefSeq and is a predicted model, not a curated record.